GCAGAGACCCACAGUUCAAAUGCUUCAUCAGCGCUGAGAGUCCUGACUGCUUCUUUAAGAGAUUUUUAUCGGGACAUUCAUCUCCAUUCAGCCAUGGGAGUUGCAUAUAGCGUUGGAGAGGUUGACCACCUCUACACAUUCUUUGCGCAGUGGUCACCAGAGGUCUGCCACAAAGGCGACAAGAACCAGUGGAAACCGCAUUACGUCAUCAAAGACAAAAAUCAGAACCACAUUCUGGUUGUGGAGAAGGACAUUGCAGCGAUCAAUGAGAUCCUCAGCAAGCCCAUCAACACCGCCGCUAAAAAGUGGGAGAUCAUCACUGUGAAAGACUCCAAACGUCGCCAGAGUCUGUGCAGCUCAGACGACUCUGAGGCAGAAGAACUCAGUUACAACGAUGUUCUCCCUGUCCUCAGCGACCACAGCCUUCUGCUAGAUGACCACCACCUGGAAAAAGUUAGUAAAACUAACUUUCACAUUAAACUAGCUGGACAUUUGGUGCAGAUCACAAUCAUCAGAGGUUUUUCUCUGAAACAUGCCAGUUUAUGGGCAAACAUCAGGCCAGAAGGAAUUCCCGUGCUGAAGCCAGCCACACCUGUGGUCAAUUGGCUGCUGCUGAUUAUUCGCGUGUGGCUCAACCCUUAA
This is a messenger RNA of Neolamprologus brichardi, 642 nucleotides long. The record is from RefSeq and is a predicted model, not a curated record. Lineage: Eukaryota; Metazoa; Chordata; Actinopteri; Cichliformes; Cichlidae.